GAGCGUCCUCUCCAACUCGUUUCCCCGACGCCCUCGUGGGCUAGACCGUCCUCACUCAGCUCGAAUGCUCGGCUGCCCCAGCGGCUAGAGCGUCCUUAUUCAACUCGUAUGCUCGGCGGCCCCGGCGGCUAGAGCGUCCUCCUCCCGGGAGCCGCGUGUGACCUUCCCGCCCGCGGACCGAUGCUGCCGGUGGCCGCUCGCCCCCUUUGGGGGCCGUGUCUCAGGCUUCAGGGCGCUGCGCUCCGUCUCCCCAGGCUGACAGCCUUGUUUGAAUGGGGGGCUAGGCAACAGCUGCCCCGUGUCUGUGCCGCACGGCUGAUGAGAUGCGGCAACCAUCGAAUGGGGGAGGCCCUCGCCGGUGCACCCCUGGAUAACGCGCCCAAGGAGUACCCCCCCAAGAUCCAGCAGCUGGUCCAGGACAUCGCCAGCCUCACACUCCUGGAGAUCUCAGAUCUCAACGAGCUUUUGAAGAAAACACUGAAGAUCCAGGAUGUUGGGCUCAUGCCGAUGGGCGGCACGAUGCCCGGAGCGGCCCCUGCAGCAGCAGCACCCCCCGAGGCGGCAGAAGAAGACAUCCCCACACAGAAAGAACAGACACAUUUCACUGUCCGCCUAACAGAGGCAAAGCCCACGGACAAAGUGAAGCUGAUCAAAGAGGUCAAGAACUACAUCCAGGGCAUAAAUCUCGUCCAGGCAAAGAAGCUGGUGGAGUCCCUGCCCCAGGAAAUCAAAGCCAAUGUUGCCAAGGCGGAGGCAGAGAAGAUCAAGGCAGCUCUGGAGGCAGUGGGCGGCACCGUGGUUCUGGAGUAGGCCUGCUCUGAGGACUGGUGGACAGGGACCUGGGCGAUUCCCCAACAUCUGGGACCCGCUGGUGGGAGCGGCCUCCGCACAGAACUCCUGCACCGGACCUCUGGGCCAGUUCCGUUCGGGGACGGGCAGAUGGACCUGCUGAGCUUGGGGUCGCGGCACCUGUGUGAGCACUGGGGAGACGGAAUCUAGAACAUACCACGGUCAACACACACCCCCUGGUGGCCACUGAGAAAAAUACAUUGUUUGGGCGUGGUGUGUGCAGACUGCUGUGUCUGGGUGGGCUGCCAGGUGGGCAGGGCGGAGCUGGCUAGGACAGCCACCUGGAGGUGGCAGGGCUCCUUACUGGCCCCCAUCAUUCCCCAGUGGGAUGUGUGGGGGUCGGCCGGUGAUCUUUGGGUCCUUUGUGUGCAGGGGCCUGACCUCACAGGGCUGGCAGCGGCACACAGGCGGGGGGGGGUGGGCAGCGCCGGUCCUGCCUGGGUGGCAGCAGCUGGCCCGUGGCUGAUGCCAGCUCAUCACCCAGGAGGUGGGUAGGGGGCACCUGGGGUGGCCGUUAGCGGACUGAGGUGAGAGGUGAGGCAUGUGCCUGAGAAUGGCAGGACCAGAAGGGGACAUUGUGUCUGGGAUAGAACCCCUCAGGACAGGCCUGGGGAGCUGCUGUGCUCCCGGGGGUGCGCCCAGCACACAGAGGGUAUGGUUCCUGCUGGACUCCUUGUAAGAAGGCUGUUCCCUGACCCAGAGAGCCGUCCUAGAGAGUUAAUGAUUCACCCUCAGCAGAUCUCUGGGCGUGCCUUCCCUCAACAGGUGACUACUAGGCGCCCUGGGGCAGGGAUGGCUGGCCAAGUGUCCUGCUGACCCAGCUGCUUUUUCCUGGGGGGAGUGAUCUGAACUCAGGGACUGUCCUCGGCCUUCCUCAGGUCACCUCCAGAGUCUGUUCUCUGAGCCCCUUUGUCUUUCCAGGGGAGUUGGGGUAAUGAUGAGGACUCCCUCCCUCCCCUUCCCUCUUCUUGGGAUGAUGGGGUGUACUGGGGGUGCUGCUCAAAAGUGCAGGCGGUGCUCCACCCCAGGGCCAUCAGACUGUCGGGCCACCCCCGUUCCAUCUGCCUCACCCCAGGCUAGGACAGUGCUCAGAUGGUGUUCACUUGGUGCCCCCCACCUGACCUCACGGGCCCUGAUGGUCCAACCCCCAUCCCCCCAGCUCCAGUGCUGACCUGCUCUGGUCUGCCGCUGGCCAGUGAAGUUGUGUCUCCAACCUGGCAGUAGGUGGGUGAGCCCGGAGUCCUGGGCUUAGCAGGGGAGUAGGUCUGGCGUGCAUCCUGCGUUGCCCUGAUGGCACCACGGGAAAACCUUACAGGGCCUGCCAGAUCCUGCGAGGAGUUAGCCUGCUGGGUCUUUGUGCAGGCUAAUGAAACAUGGAAGAGGGGGAUCUGGAGCUGACCCCUGCCUCCUGCCCACCCCAGGGACCCUGGAUCUGCCUGGCCCCCCACGUGACCCCAUCGUCCUCGCUAGGCAGCAUGAGGACAUGGGAAUGCCGCCGCGCAGACAGGCCCCCGCCCGAGAGGCCUGGCCAGGCAGCCUUGUUUUCAGUAGCUCGCCUCAGUUCCCCGUCUAAGACCUCGGGUUUAUGCACAAGUUGUUAUCCAUUUGAGAAUUCAGCUGCGGAUCUUUUUUUUUUUUUUUAAAGAUUUUUAAAAAUUUAUUUAUUUGACAGAGACAGCCAGCGAGAGAGGGAACACAAGCAGGGGGAGUGGGAGAGGAAGAAGCCAGGCUCCUAGCGGAGUAGCCUGAUGUGGGGCUCGAUCCCAGAACGCUGGGAUCACGCCCUGAGCCAAAGGCAGACGCUUAACGACUGCGCCGACUGCGCCGCCACCCAGGCGCCUCUCGGCUGCGGAUCUUUUUGAGUUCGCUGACCUACAGUUUCCAGAGUGCCACCAGUUUCUUAAAAAGGUGCCCCAUCCUUGGUGCAUUUUCCAUUUUCCAGGAUGGCUCCACACUUUGCUCUCCCCGAGCGUUCCCAGGGGUCGAGGGAGUUGGCAGGUUGCAGCGUGCUGUGCAGCUGCUUUCCACAUUUCACUUUCCAGAUCUCUCCAGUUUCUCCUCCGAAGCCUCCGGGAUCCGCCAAGCUCACUCGGGGCGGUACUGGUCUGUGCACUGGGGUCUCCCUGCCUGCUGCGGGUGUAGGACCCUGUCUUGAGGACGUGACCACAGGGAGGGGGCGGCCCUCACCCACCCAGGGACCCCACCCUAGCUUUCUGGGCUGUCCCUUCCACUGGCCGCCUCUGGGAUUAGCUUCUUUGUAGUCAGGAGCUGAUGACCUUGCCCUUGGCUGAGCUUGAAUUAUCCUGAAGGAGACCUGCUUCUGGGCAGUUUUGUGCGGCUGGUCUCAGAGAGGUGUGGGCUUGAAGAUGCUACUUACUUCACAUGGGACUGUAGAUAAGGAGGCCACUCCCCUGCAACCUACCAGUCCCGUCUUUUAGCUCUGUUUCUUUAAACAAAGGGCUUAGGUGUGGAAGCCGUCUCAUUGUUUGGUGACAUAUUUUCACAUUUCCUUGCAGAGCUUUGGUGUGUGUCCUGCAUCUUAUCUGUUUUUCUUUUUUCUUAAUGGAAUUGUUUUUCCUAAUUUAAUUUCAGUUUGUUUAUUGCUGAUACAUAGAAAUACAGUUGAAUUUUUUAAAGGC
Messenger RNA from Ailuropoda melanoleuca (giant panda), 3488 nucleotides. RefSeq names its product mitochondrial ribosomal protein L12 (gene MRPL12). NCBI's taxonomy places the organism in Eukaryota, Metazoa, Chordata, Mammalia, Carnivora, Ursidae. The transcript has 5 exons. Gene Ontology annotation, biological process: translation. The record is from RefSeq and is a predicted model, not a curated record. Gene Ontology annotation, cellular component: ribosome; mitochondrial large ribosomal subunit. Bases 181 to 810 code for a protein of 209 amino acids. Gene Ontology annotation, molecular function: structural constituent of ribosome; mRNA binding.